Molecule: messenger RNA, 3338 nt
Organism: Colletes gigas
Lineage: Eukaryota; Metazoa; Arthropoda; Insecta; Hymenoptera; Colletidae
Gene: adp
Product: WD and tetratricopeptide repeats protein 1-like
Exons: 14
Coding region: 193-2124 (643 amino acids)
Biological process (GO): negative regulation of fatty acid biosynthetic process
Cellular component (GO): Cul4-RING E3 ubiquitin ligase complex; cytoplasm
Molecular function (GO): protein binding
Source: RefSeq, a predicted model, not a curated record
GAAUUCUGAAUAGUAUAAAGAAAUGCAAAUAGAAACAAAGUUUGAUAUGUGAAAGUAAUAUGUUGGCAUAGAUACAUACGUACCAUCAGAAAAUAGACAAUAACGAUAAAGUUCAUGUCAUAUGUUGAUUAAAUCAAAGAAGAUAUCUUAAUUUUUUAUCACAGUAAAGCGAUUUAUGAAUCAAAUAUAGAAAUGCUUAACAUAUACGAUAAAGAUUAUAGAGUUUUGGAUUUGGUACGGCAACGUGAAAUACAGGAUUCUGUGGCAUAUGCGGUCUCUCAGAAGUUACACGUUACAGAAAGUUUGAUAUCUCGAUUAGGUUUGGAGAAAGAAUUGACUGGGCACACAGGAUGCGUCAAUUGUUUAGAAUGGAACGAAAGUGGACAGAUUCUUGCUUCGGCAUCCGAUGAUAUGAACAUUAUUUUAUGGGAUCCGUUCCGAUAUGAAAAGAAAUUGGUACUUCGGACAGGUCAUCAUGGAAAUAUAUUUUCCGUUAAGUUUAUGCCAAAGUCAAAUGAUAGUAUACUGGUGUCAGGUGCUGGGGAUAGUGAAGUACGAGUUCGUGAUCUUACACUACUUGAACCCAUACUUAUAUGUAAUUGUCAUUAUGGUCGUGUCAAACGCAUUGCUACCGCAUCUACUGUACCUUUCCUCUUUUGGAGCGCUGCAGAAGAUGGUCUUAUUUUGCAACAUGAUAUUCGCACUCCUCACACCUGCAAGAACAAUGAGUGUAGUACCGCACUGAUAAAUCUUGUUAAUCAUUUGGGUCGAUACGCAGAAGGCAAAUGUAUUUCUGUCAAUCCGAAGAAACCUGAACUAAUAGCUAUCGGAGCGAACGAUGCCUACAUACGGAUGUACGAUCGCAGAAUGAUUAAACUUUCUCAGGUGCCUGAUAUCUCUCCUCUACGCAAUGACUGGGAGAGAGUAACUUUAAAUCUACCUCGUGCUGGUGAAGGCGAUCCAGAUGAGAAUAUACCAUUGGGUUGCGCACAGUACUUUAUCGCGGGCCAUCUGCAGUCUCGAGAUCGUUUCAGCAGGACUCUCACUACCACAUAUUUAACCUUCAGUGCUGAUGGGACUGAGCUACUCGUUAACAUGGGUGGCGAACAAAUUUAUUUAUUCGACAUCAAUAAUCCGAAAACGUUGAAGACGUACCUUGGAUAUUCCGCGAAUAUUCCUUCAGAAGAUUUUAAAAAGUGCUGUGCGGAUAAGAAUCACUUGGACAGUAUAGACGCCACUAGUAAGGAUGUUAAAGUCUUGCCAGUUCAUGUUGAAGAAUUAAAAUGUCAAGCUAAUCGAUGUUUUGAGCAACGAAAGUAUACAUUGGCAAUUACUCUCUAUAACAAAGCAAUAAGUUACUGUCCCAAUGCAGCUGUACUUUUUGCUAACAGAGCUGCAGCAUACAUGAAACGAACCUGGGAUGGUGAUAUAUAUGCUGCUCUUAAAGACUGUCAAACUGCACUGCUUCUUGAUCCAGGUCAUAUAAAAGCGCAUUUUAGAUUAGCACGAUGCCUGUUUGAUUUAUAUCGGUCAGUUGAAGCUGACAAAGUAAUUAAAGAUUUUCAGCAAAAGUUUCCUAAAUAUGCAUCCAAUUCUGCUUGCGAGGCAUUAAGAAUGGAUAUAGAAGAAGCUAUAGAUUCUGGCAGAGAUCAUUAUAUGAAUCAAUCAGUGAUACAAGUAUCCGAAUACGAACAGGCAUGGCAACAUAAUACAAUCGACUAUAAAAUGAGAUUCUAUGGACACUGUAAUACAACAACCGACAUAAAAGAAGUUAACUUCUUCGGAAACAACGGCCAAUAUAUCGUGGCAGGAUCGGAUGACGGUUCUUUUUUUAUUUGGGAUCGAAAUACCACGAAUAUUAUCCGCGUAUUAAGGGGAGACGAACUGAUCGUAAACUGUCUUCAACCUCAUCCAUCCACCUGUUUAUUAGCUACCAGUGGUAUCGAGCCAGUAAUUAGAUUAUGGAGUCCCUUACCCGAGGAUGGUAGCGUAAACGAAAGAGAAAUUCAGAAUUUAGAAGACGCGGCGUCCGCAAAUCAAGUACUUAUGAACUCCGAUCCGUUCUCGGUAAUGCUCAUGCAUAUGGGGUAUCGAUUCCCCGUUCAACAGAUUCAAAUUAUAUAAUGAAGGUGGCGACGAGCAUCACGAUCAGUCAAUUAUGCAACCUUUGAAUUGUAGACCAAGCUAAAUUGUGAAAAAAAAAAAAUUAUGAAAAAGUGACGCAGAGUGUGUUGAGUUAUUCGUAUCACCGAAUGCGGAAUAAUCUACGAGUAAUGACCCCCCGUUAAAAUUCAUUUACAUCUGUUAACUAAAUAUACAGUAUUUUCUCUAUAGAAGCGACGCUCUCGAAUUUCCUUCGCUUCGGGUCGACUGUAGCGAAACACAGGCGUGUUUACAGUAGCGCCCUCUACCUCUCUUGGUAGAGGUCGCAGAAGGAACUAACUGAUUCUGCAUAGGUUCAAUCAAGAGUCGUUCUUCGUCCACGCUAUAGUCGAGCGUCGUUGAGCCCCGAGAACGCCGUUUCUACAGAGAAAAUACUGUACCUCGAACUAUCUACGACAUCGACAUUUUGUUGGCAAUCUACUGGUACUAUCCAUAUUUUCACUUUCUCCAGAUCGUUAUACUACUUGGCCAUUGUGACGCUUUCGGUGGUAUACAGUGGCGGACAAAAGUUUCAAGGCUGUAUUUUCGAUGAAUUAUAAUACUAAAUUAGCCAAUAAUUCAUAGUUGGUCUUGCAAUCGUACAUACUUUAACACUUCAUCUGUAAUUGACUUAACAACCCUUCGAACAUAAGCAGUAUGUGACGCAUAAGGACAAUGAAAUAUUUGAUUUAAUUUAAGACUAUAUUUGAACAAAAUUAUUUACAUUGGCGCAAAUAAUAAUAAUGUCUUGGAAAAGUUAAUACACCACCAAAAGUUUAAUUGUCAUAAUCCCAAAUACAGUUUACAUUUAUGAUGUUUAUGAGUGUAUAUAUGUUUGCAAGACCAACUAAAAAUUGUUCAUUAUUUAUAAUAUUUUGCAGUCGUCUUAAACUUUUGCGCGCUACAGUAGGUAUCUUAACACCUGCGGAAUAUUCCGCUUUCUCGAUGCAAAUAAGUUGAACCAUGGAAGACUUAUUCAGUGCUGUAUUGUAGAAUAUUUGUUUCAAUUCCAAUUAUCUAUUUUUUUAUUAAUUCUGUGCAGUUGUUCACUUUUCCAUAAAUAAAGUGCUAAGGAAUAUUUGAUGUUAAUAAUACACUAAAAAGUAAAAGAAAAUAGUGGCAUAUAAACCAUUUAUUGAUCUUUCUAUUGACAAAAUAACGAAUAACGAAGAGUACUUGGCAAAGUGUUGUAUUUA